Molecule: messenger RNA, 1098 nt
Organism: Dovyalis caffra
Lineage: Eukaryota; Viridiplantae; Streptophyta; Magnoliopsida; Malpighiales; Salicaceae
Source: the annotation of a GenBank genome assembly
AUGAUGAUUGGGGAGUUGAGUGGGAGUACAAGAUUCUUAGGGAGCAGAUGUGCAUCCCAGAAGUUCUCGGAUCCUUUGGAACCUGAUCCUGCUCAGAACUAUGCGACCGACUCAAAUCAGAUGGUAGAGAAGAAGGCUGCUUCUAUAGUGGAUAUCUUGAAACAAUCAAAUUCCCUUCUGCCUCAUAUUGUCCUUGCUAGUACACUGUUGGCUCUUGUCUAUCCACCCUCUUUCACAUGGUUCACCACCAGGUAUUAUGCUCCUGCACUAGGGUUUUUGAUGUUUGCGGUUGGGGUUAAUUCCAGUGAAAAGGAUUUUCUUGAAGCAUUCAACAGACCGUCAGCUAUACUGGCUGGGUAUGUUGGUCAGUUUGUUGUGAAGCCAAUUCUUGGAUAUCUGUUCGGCAUAAUUUCGGUAUCAGUAUUUGGGCUUCCUACUCCAAUAGGUGCUGGGAUCAUGUUGGUAUCGUGUGUUAGUGGGGCUCAGCUUUCAAAUUAUGCUACUUUCUUGACGGACCCGCCGAUGGCUCCUCUAAGCAUUGUCAUGACAUCAAUGUCCACGGCUACUGCAGUUUUUGUUACACCAAUGUUAUCACUAUUGCUCAUUGGAAAAAGACUGCCUGUUGAUGUGAAAGGAAUGGUAUCCAGCAUUACACAGAUUGUAGUUGCUCCAAUUGCUACAGGCUUACUUAUAAACAGGUUGUUUCCACAGAUUUCUAGUGCUAUUUGUCCGUUUUUGCCACCAUUAUCAGUACUAGUAACAGCUUGUUGUGUUGGAGCACCACUUGCUAUUAAUGUUGACUCCGUUAUGUCCCCUUUUGGAGUAACCAUAGCAUCUCUUAUUAUUGCAUUUCAUCUAUCAGCUUUUGUUGCUGGUUACUUUUUGACUGGUUUUGUCUUCCCUAAGGCAUCUGACUUAAAAGUGCUGCAAAGAACGAUAUCCUAUGAGACAGGAAUGCAGAGCAGUCUUCUAGCUCUUGCACUUGCUAACAGGUUUUUCAAAGAUCCACUUGUUGCUAUGCCUCCAGCAAUCUCAACAGUAAUCAUGUCUUUGAUGGGAUUUUCUCUUGUCAUGCUUUGGGGCAAGAAGAAAGAAUAG